UUAUACAUACAACCUGCCAGCAGUUUUUACAUUUUACAACUUAAACUCAACAAACCGAACACACAAACUCAAGUCUGAAGCAAAGAUUUUUUUUUUUUAAAUUUAUUUCUACAGCGAUGACUGCUGGAUCGUAUGAAGAUGAUGAAGAGAUGGUGAGUUACGGCUAUGGGAAGAGGCUGAAAUGCGGGGGAGAUGUUGGGGAGGAUGAGGAGGAGGGGGAGUUUGGGAGAGUUGAAGAUGAGAAGGAGAAUGAGUUUGCGGUUAGGCUGGGUGAUUUUUUUAAUCCGAUGAUUCCGUCGUCUAUUGUGGUUUCGGAUGCUUUGGAUCCUGAUUCGCCGAUUAUUUAUGUUAAUUCUGUUUUUGAAUCUGUUACUGGUUAUCGGGCUGAUGAGGUUUUGGGGAGAAACUGUCGAUUCUUGCAAUAUAGAGAUCCUCGCGCACAAAGGCGGCACCCUUUGGUGGAUCCUGUCAUUGUUUCAGAGAUCAGACGAUGUCUCGAGGAAGGCAUUGAUUUUCAAGGCGAGCUUAUCAAUUUUAAGAAGGAUGGCACUCCAUUGGUGAACAAGCUAAAACUUGUGCCUAUACAUGGCGAUGAUGGUGUGGUUACUCAUGUAAUAGGUAUACAAGUAUUUACCACGGCAAAUAUAGAUCUAAAUAGUGUGUCUUAUCCUGUUUUCAAAGAAACUUGCCCGCAGCAGUCUGAUGAGUCGAGUAAAUACCCUUCAAUGAGUGGACAAUUACACUACAGACACUAUCAGGAUACAUGUGGGAUCCUUCAACUUCCUGACGAAGUACUAGCUCAGAGUAUCUUGUCACGCUUGACACCUAGAGAUGUUGCAUCUAUUGGUUCUGCAUGCACAAGGAUUCGACAGUUAACAAAGAAUGAGCAUGUGAGGAAAAUGGUAUGUCAGAAUGCCUGGGGAAGAGAAGUUACAGGUGCACUGGAACUAAUGACAAACAAACUGGGAUGGGGACGCUUGGCUAGGGAAUUAACUACUCUUGAAGCGGUUUGUUGGAAGAAGUUCACAGUUGGAGGUGCAGUAGAGCCUUCGCGAUGCAAUUUUAGUGCUUGUGCUGUAGGGAACCGACUGGUAUUGUUUGGUGGGGAAGGAGUAAACAUGCAACCUAUGGAUGACACAUUUGUACUUAAUCUUGAUGCUGCAAAACCAGUGUGGCGUCGGGUUAUUGUCAAAUCUUCACCACCAGGACGCUGGGGCCAUACUCUCACAAGUUUGAAUAAUUCUUGGUUAGUGGUAUUCGGUGGCUGUGGAAGGGAAGGAUUGCUGAAUGAUGUAUUUGUUCUUGACUUGGAUGCUAAACAACCCACUUGGAAAGAAGUGUCUGGAGGAACUCCUCCACUUCCCCGGUCAUGGCAUAGUUCUUGCACAAUGGAAGGCUCAAAAUUAGUGGUGUCUGGUGGGUGUACAGAAGCUGGAGUUCUUCUUAGUGACACAUUUUUGUUGGAUCUUACAUUAGAAAAACCAAAAUGGAAAGAGAUUCCAACUUCAUGGGCACCUCCAUCUAGAUUGGGCCACUCCCUAUCCGUCUAUGGAAGGACAAAAAUAUUAAUGUUUGGCGGGCUCGCUAAUAGUGGACAUUUGCGGUUACGUUCAGGAGACGCAUACAGCAUUGACCUGGAGGAUGAAAAACCUGAAUGGAGGCAACUGGAGUGUGGUGCAUUUACUGGUGUAGGCAGUCAGAGCGCUGUGGUUCCUCCACCUCGACUUGAUCAUGUUGCAGUAACAAUGCCUUGUGGUCGUAUUAUAAUAUUUGGUGGCUCAAUGGCUGGGCUGCAUUCUCCUGCUCAGCUUUUCUUGUUGGAUCCUGCUGAAGAGAAACCAUCCUGGAGGAUUCUCAAUGUACCUGGAAAUCCACCUAAGUUUGCUUGGGGUCACAGCACCUGUGUGGUUGGAGGGACCAGGGUCAUGGUUCUGGGUGGACAUACCGGAGCAGAAUGGGUCCUGAAUGAAUUGCAUGAGUUGUGCUUAUCAAGCAUACUGGACUGAGACGGAUCAAAUUCUAUAAGCUGUGUAAAUCAAAGCAUACUGGACUGAGACGGAUAAAAUUCCACGAGUUGAAUUUAUCAGACUGGACUGGCAUCCAGGUGACUAUGCAGGACUAGUAUUUUUCAAGCAUACUGCACUAUGCGCCGUCUCGUUCUUUUUCUGUAUUGUUAUUGAUUUAACAAUCUGUUAUGUCAUUGUAUAUCUAAAUUGGUAAGCAUGCGAGUUUGGAAC
Messenger RNA from Daucus carota subsp. sativus, 2237 nucleotides. Its product is annotated as adagio protein 3. Gene Ontology annotation, cellular component: cytosol; nucleus; SCF ubiquitin ligase complex. Gene Ontology annotation, biological process: response to blue light; circadian rhythm. The record is from RefSeq and is a predicted model, not a curated record. The coding region runs from base 117 to 2006 and encodes 629 amino acids. The transcript has 2 exons. Lineage: Eukaryota; Viridiplantae; Streptophyta; Magnoliopsida; Apiales; Apiaceae. Gene Ontology annotation, molecular function: protein binding.